Molecule: messenger RNA, 1096 nt
Organism: Oppia nitens
Lineage: Eukaryota; Metazoa; Arthropoda; Arachnida; Sarcoptiformes; Oppiidae
Product: glycerol-3-phosphate phosphatase-like
Exons: 2
Coding region: 26-1096 (356 amino acids)
Cellular component (GO): cytoplasm
Molecular function (GO): phosphatase activity
Source: RefSeq, a predicted model, not a curated record
GUUGUUUUUCAUAAUUAAUAUACAAAUGAUUUCGCAAGUAAUUACACCUAAAAUGAUUGAUAUCAUGGAUACGAAAAGUUUUAUUAGCGAUAAAACUGCUAAUAAUAUCUACGAUUACGAGAUGUUUGGACAACAAGUGGUUGAGUCGUGUCUUGAGUUGGAAACUAAAAACGAUUUCAAGCGUCUGAUGUCUACAUUUGAGACAAUACUCUAUGACUGCGACGGUUUGCUUAACUUAUUGUCCGCUGAAGAUAUCGAUGACGGCGUUAGACAGGAAAUUGUUACCGAAAUCAGACAAGUACUGCAAAAAUUACAAAAACUGGGUAAACAAGUGAUUUAUACGACAAAUACAAGUCAACUGACACGCGAUCAGAUGCACGACAGACUCAAAUCGGCGGCCAUUGAGACUCAAUUGGAUCAACUGUUUCCGACAUCGUAUGUCUGCGCCGUCUAUCUGAAAGCCAUUGGUUUUGACCGACAAGUGGUAGCCGUUGGGUCGGAUGCAACAGUUCACGAGUUGACUGAAAUGGGCAUUCAAUGCACAGACUUACCCACUCAUUGUACACCAAACCGGAAACAACUGGGCUUUGCAUCAUUCAAACUGAAUCCGGAUGUCGGCGCCGUUAUCAUUGCCAAUGAUCAGUACAUACCAUUGCCAACACUGGUCAAAGCCUGUGCCUAUGCGUCAAAAUCCGAUUGUUUAACAAUAGUGACCAACAGUGAUAUGUCGGACAGUUUAAUAGCAGACAAUUGUUGCCACAAACCUGACAUAAGGGUUGUGGCCAACAAAGGUUUCGUAUCACUGGCCAAACCUCACUAUUUCUAUUGGAAAUGUAUUCAACAAAAGCACAGAGACUUAAAUGUAGACCAAUGUCUUAUAAUUACCGAUGGACUGGACAGGGAUAUAGAGUUUGGUUGUAAUGUUAAUAUCAGAACACUGUUUGUUAAAUCAAAUACCAAUUGCUUGAAGACUACUACCACUACWACUGACCAAUUAUUUUAUGAUAAAUUAAAUAAUAAUAACAAUACUAAUAAUUGUCUACCUGUUCCUGAUUAUUAUGUGGACAGUUAUUCAACGUUUAAUAAUUAUAUUUAA